GCCAUUCCAUUUCAUUUCAUUUCAUUUCAUUUCAUUUCUGCUGAGUCUCUUGAUUCUCCUUUCUCUAGUUUUGUUCUUUAUUUGUUUUAAUUUUGGUGGAAGAAUGACUAUCCUCAUUGAGCAGCCUGAGCUAGGUUUACAAAUGGAGGAGAAAAAGAUGCAAUCUGAUACCAAUGAACUGGUAUUGGAUGGAGGAUUUGCUGUGCCCAAAUCACUAUCAGAUGGUGGAUUUGACAAGCCGGAAAUCAACUCAUUUGGCCAGGCAUUUAGAGACUACGAUGCAGAGAGUGAGAGACAGAAAACAGUUGAGGAAUUCUAUAGAGUGAACCACAUUAACCAAACAUAUGACUUUGUGAAGAGGAUGAGAGAAGAGUAUGGGAAGUUGGACAAAGUGGAGAUGAGCAUAUGGGAAGGUUGUGAACUUCUCAAUGAUGUUGUGGAUGAUAGUGAUCCUGACUUGGAUGAACCCCAGAUUGAGCACUUGUUGCAGACUGCUGAGGCCAUUAGGAAAGACUAUCCUAAUGAAGAUUGGUUGCACUUGACAGGCCUUAUCCAUGAUCUUGGGAAAGUUCUUCUUCAUCCUAGCUUUGGAGGGCUUCCUCAGUGGGCUGUUGUUGGUGAUACAUUCCCUCUUGGCUGUGCUUUCGACGAAUCGAUCGUUCACCAUAAGCAUUUUAAAGGCAAUCCGGACUCCAACAAUCCAGCUUACAGCACUAAGAAUGGAAUUUACACAGAAGGAUGUGGACUCAACAAUGUCAUGAUUUCAUGGGGGCAUGAUGACUACAUGUACUUGGUUGCCAAGGAAAAUGGAACAACUUUACCUCCAGCCGCCUUGUUUAUCAUCCGUUACCAUUCUUUCUACCCUUUACAUAGGGCGGGAGCAUAUAAACAUUUGAUGAAUGAGGAGGAUGCUGAGAAUUUGGAGUGGCUUAAAAUAUUCAACAAAUAUGAUCUUUACAGCAAGAGCAAAGUUCGCAUUGAUGUAGAAAAAGUGAAGCCAUACUAUAUAUCUCUCAUUGAAAAGUAUUUCCCAGCAAAGCUCAGAUGGUGAACCAUAGGCAUCGAAAGCUUAUUGUGCAAAGAAAAGGCCAGGUGGUGCUAAGUUUUUCUAGGGUUCUGAUGUACGGAUUUAGAACAACCCAUUGCUAUCCUUUCUCCGUUUGGUCCCGGGAAUAAUUUUAUCAAUUUGUGAUGUACUGAAAUGUAAUUUUAAUUGCAUAUUUU
Molecule: messenger RNA, 1224 nt
Organism: Ilex paraguariensis (yerba mate)
Lineage: Eukaryota; Viridiplantae; Streptophyta; Magnoliopsida; Aquifoliales; Aquifoliaceae
Source: the annotation of a GenBank genome assembly